Molecule: messenger RNA, 1086 nt
Organism: Girardinichthys multiradiatus
Lineage: Eukaryota; Metazoa; Chordata; Actinopteri; Cyprinodontiformes; Goodeidae
Product: matrix-remodeling-associated protein 7-like
Exons: 6
Coding region: 168-698 (176 amino acids)
Source: RefSeq, a predicted model, not a curated record
UUGUUCGGAGAGAAGAUUGUCCCGUAUCCGAUAAACUGCAGUCGUUAACGUUGAUGUUUGGCAGUGGGGGAUUAUCGCAAGCAGCGGGAUGGCUGAGUGAGUGAAUGCUGUCUGUCGGCUCAGGUGAUCGUUGAGCGGGGCGGCGACGCGACAGGAGUGACCCAACAAUGGACGCAACUCUUAUAUUGUCCGCUAUUAUUUUCACGCUGCUCGCCGUCGUGGUCGCGACGUCGCUGCUCAAUGGCUCGUCGCCCGCGGCGGACUUCGCGAACGCGCGCAGUUACUUCGGCCGGAGAGGAGAUGGUGCGGCCGGAGGAUCGGCGAAGUCCGAGGCGACGCUGAACGGCCAUGUAAGCGGGCAGAAGAGGAAGGAGGCGGCGGACAACUGGAGUGAGAUGAGUGGGAGCUCACACGACCACUGGGAUGUAGUGAAAUCUGAGCAGCUUCACACAGAAGAGGGUGCAGCAGUCGAAUAUUCGUCCUCCACGUCGAGCCUGUCUGUCCCCAGCUUAGAGACUGAAGGAGCCACAGAGAGCCCAGAGGACAACCUGAAAGUGGGAUCGGAUGCAAAUAAUUCCUUGAAGUAUGUUCCUGGAAAGGCACGGUCGCACCACUUAGAGGUGAUGAUGUCCAAAGAAGAGCUGGAAGAGGAGCAGAGGAGUAAAUGCAACGCAGACGUUAAGUGUCUGUUAACCUGAAAAGAGAGCAGAUAUGUGGGUGCAGCGUGAGCAGCUGGCCGCCAUCUUCCAGCUACUGAAAGACAACAGGCAGACGUUUGGGAAUAUGUCUGAAGGAGACUUAGAGGAGCAGCUCAGACUCUACUCCAUCUGAGACUUCUCUAGAACCUGAUCUGCUCCAGGACUCAUUCAGGACUCAGAAUAUUUCAUUUAAUUCCCUUGCAGUAUUCAACACAGCUGUCUGCCCCAACAACUGUUUAUUUUUGUUUUUAACUUGUAUCACACACACAAACACACACCCACCUGCACUGAUCAAAUAAUAAUGGAAAUAACAUUCGAGCAUUGUUGCUAUUAGUUCCUUGAGUAUAACUUUCAAACUGUUGCAUAAUAAACCAGAAUAUUGUGUUAA